Solanum lycopersicum (tomato) is the source of this 2078-nucleotide messenger RNA. NCBI's taxonomy places the organism in Eukaryota, Viridiplantae, Streptophyta, Magnoliopsida, Solanales, Solanaceae. The record is from RefSeq and is a predicted model, not a curated record.
AGUGAUUCAACAUUGAGCUUCCUCACGUCGUUGACAAACUGUAGGAAUCUAAGAGUACUCUGGUUUGAUGGAAAUCCAUUGGAUGGUGUUUUGCCUGCAUCAGUUGGUAAUUUCUCAAACUCACUGCAUACUUUUAGAGCAAGUGAUUGAAAAUUGAAGGGUGUCAUACCUCGAGAAAUUGGUAAUCUUACUGGAGUGACAAGGAUUGAUCUGUAUAACAAUGAGUUGACCGGACAUAUUCCAAAUACUGUCCAAGGAAUGUUGAGCCUUCAAGAACUUUACCUACAAAGAAACAAGAUAGAAGGACGCAUACCAGAGGUUAUCUGCGGUUUAAACAAUCUUGGUGCAUUAGACUUGUCAAGAAAUCAGUUUUCUGGCUCAGUGCCACCAUGCUUAGGGAGUGUUACUAGUUUGAGGACACUUUAUCUAGCUUAUAAUAGGCUUAAUUCAAGAUUACCUGCAAGCUUGGGGGGGCUUCAUGAUCUCAUAGAAUUAAAGAUUUCAUCAAAUUUAUUGAGUGGGGAAAUUCCCUUCGAGAUUGGAAACUUGAAGGCUGCAACACUCAUUGAUCUGUCAAAAAAUGAUUUUUCUGGUAAAAUUCCUAGCACGCUAGGGGGUCUAGAUAACUUGAUUAAUCUUUCUUUGGCACAUAAUAGAUUAGAGGGGUCUAUUCCAGAUUCAUUUGGCAAAAUGUUAGCAUUAGAAUUCUUGGAUUUGUGUGAUAACAAUCUUAGUGGUGAAAUUCCAAAGUCAUUAGAAGCUCUUGUGUAUCUCAAAUACAUGAAUUUCUCAUUCAAUAAACUCAGUGGAGAAAUUCCCAUUGGAGGUCCUUUUGCAAACAUCACUAGCCAGUCCUUCCUAUUCAAUGAUGCACUUUGUGGUGACUCCCGAUUUAACGUAAAACCAUGCCUAACCAAAUCUUCAAAGAAGUCAAGAAGAAAAGGAGUGCUUAUAGGUUUAUAUAUUCUAUUAGGGAUUGGAUCACUCUUCACAUUGGCUAUUGGAUUUGUGGUGUUAAGACUGAGAAAGACAAAGAAGUGUGCAAGCCAAGAAGAUGUGUCUCUCGUAAAAGGGCAUGAAAGAAUUUCCUAUGAUGAACUUGAACAGGCAACUGAAGGAUUCAACGAAACCAACUUGCUUGGUAAUGGGAGUUUCAGCAUGGUUUACAAAGGGAUUCUUAAGGAUGGUAUCAUUUUUGCAGCAAAGGUAUUCAAUGUGCAAUUGGAGGGUGCAUUCAAAAGUUUUGACACGGAAUGUGAGAUACUCCGCAACCUUCGCCACAGAAAUCUGACCAAAGUCAUCACCAGUUGCUCCAAUCUUGAUUUCAAGGCCCUAGUGUUGGAAUACAUGCCCAACGGGACACUUGAUAAAUGGUUAUACUCUCACAACUUGUUCUUGAACUUAAUGCAGAGACUGGAUAUAAUGAUAGAUGUUGCAUCUGCAAUGGACUAUCUCCACAAUGGCUGUUCAACACCUGUGGUGCAUCGUGACUUGAAGCCAAGCAACGUGUUGCUAGAUGAAGAAAUGGUUGCUCAUGUAAGUGAUUUUGGCAUUGCAAAAAUGUUAGGUGCAGGGGAGGCUUUUGUUAAAACAAGGACAAUUGCAACCAUUGGAUAUAUUGCUCCAGAGUAUGGACAAGAAGGAAUAGUAUCCUCGAGAUGUGAUGUUUAUAGCUUUGGCAUCUUGAUAAUGGAGACGUUCACACGAACAAGACCAAGUGAUGACACCUUUACCGGUGAUUGGAGCAUACAGCGUUGGGUUAGUGAUUCCUUUCCGGAUGAAAUUCAUAAGGUGGUGGAUUCUAAUUUGGUACAGCCAGGAGAUGAACAAAUCGCUGCAAAGAUGCAAUGUUUGUUAUCUAUCAUGGAAUUAGCCUUGAGCUGUACUUUAGUGACACCUGAUGCAAGAAUUGGUAUGAAAGAUGUUCUUUCAAAACUGAAAAAAUUUAGGCUACAGCUUGUUAAUAGUCGGCACUAGGUGGAAUCAGACCGUCUAUUCGAUGUGUUAUUUGAUUACUUAAGUUUGUUUAAUCAAGGUUGUAACGGAGCAAAUAGUUUCUUGAGGUAUGUAGUUUUUAU